This is a messenger RNA of Pichia kudriavzevii, 753 nucleotides long. RefSeq lists its product as uncharacterized. Bases 1 to 753 code for a protein of 250 amino acids. The record is from RefSeq and is a predicted model, not a curated record. Lineage: Eukaryota; Fungi; Ascomycota; Pichiomycetes; Pichiales; Pichiaceae. The transcript has a single exon.
AUGAUUGAAUACGGUAGUUUCAGUCUAAUUUACCAAAAUAGUGAUGAUUGCGUACAUACCCCACCUCGAGGACAUAAACGAGUUCAUAGUCUUGAGGGUGAGCAUGUGUCCACCACAACACCAUUCAGUAGCAGUACCAUUCAGCCUAAGGGGUGCUCUUUGCUUUUUCCUGGAGUGAAAAAAAAGAAGACAACAGAAGAGAAGAAAGUCAGGUUGAAUAAGGAAAGAGUAGUGUCUAAUUCUACGCCAGAUAUAAUAAUCAGACAGAUUUACUUUCCCAAAGUCAAUUUUAAAAUGGUGAUAGAACAAAUGAAAGUUUUACGUUAUAUUCCAUCAAAUGCUGGAGUUUCAUUUCCCUUGCUGGAGAAAUGUGAUGGGCUGUUGGGUGCAGAAAUACCUUUAUUGUUAUUUCUAUUUGAUAGUUCUAACUUGUCAUACCUUAAGUUUUAUGAAUUAUUUUAUGAAAAAAACAUUCAAAUUAUAGGCAUAACUCCUGAAUACAGAUAUUAUAACAAUCAGAGCUAUCCGAUAAUACUUGAUACUAAUGGAAAAGUAAGUAAGGCUCUGAAUAUACGAAAUCCAUUAGGUGGAGGAAUUUACCCAAUACCAUCAAUGUUUUUGUUUGACAGACAUAAACAAGAGCUAAUGAGAAUCAAGCUAGGCUACGACCAAGGUGUUUUCUAUGAUUCCUCGUUGAAAAAUAACUUGCUGUCAGUACUGAUGGCUUGCGUUGACUAUACUCUUAAAAUUUGA